AUGUUGUACAUUUAUUUCCUUUCUACUGGAAAGGAUGAUGUUUACUGUCUUACAGUCUUUUGUGAGGAUAUCGAGAACUUAGGAGGGUUUCACCUUGCAGAGGCCCGCCUUUUCAAUCUCACAUUGCUCUUAAGGGCUCAGCCAAUAGUGUACAUGUUGGGAGUUAGCUCUAAUGUCCGGUCUGGAAUCUGCCGUAACACUUGCUUUGACCGUUCUCAUGAGUUCACAAGCAAUUCUCAUUGUCCGGUCGAAAAGGGCUGGAAAGUACGAGUACAAUGUAAGGGCGCAACUUUUUUGGUAGAAGCUUUGAAAUAUGCGCUAUCAUUCGAAGCAUUGGCAAGAAUCUGGAGGAACAAAGGGGUUGAGUACAACAGUACAACAAUAGAUGAAGUUAAGGUUUACCCCGUUCCUGCAGCUCUUUAUUUCAUCAAGAAUUUAUGUCAUAUAGGAUUUUUAUUCCCGUUGAGCGAGAUCCAAUGGGCAGCUUUCAUUUUGUUGUGUGCAGGAUGCACCACAGCACAAUUAAACACUAAUGGUAUUGCAGUAUCAAUGGUCAUGAAAUAUGCUGACAACAUUGUGAAGGGGCAGCCAUAUGAUAUUAAUGCAGACAUGGCAGCUGGCAAGCUUGCAGUGGCUUUGUGUGCGGAGAAGUUGAUUCUGGAAUACUGGAGGACCGUGAUGAUCCCGAGAGCUUGUUGA
Fraxinus pennsylvanica is the source of this 699-nucleotide messenger RNA. The record is from the annotation of a GenBank genome assembly. Lineage: Eukaryota; Viridiplantae; Streptophyta; Magnoliopsida; Lamiales; Oleaceae.